Molecule: messenger RNA, 861 nt
Organism: Contarinia nasturtii (swede midge)
Lineage: Eukaryota; Metazoa; Arthropoda; Insecta; Diptera; Cecidomyiidae
Gene: boca
Product: LDLR chaperone boca
Exons: 3
Coding region: 112-684 (190 amino acids)
Biological process (GO): protein folding
Source: RefSeq, a predicted model, not a curated record
UGCCAGCUAAACAAUAACAGCAAACGUACUCAGUUCUUAGUGGAAAGUCAGCAUUUGAAAAUCAUUCAAAGAAUUAGUUUUUUCUUCGGAUUUCCUUUUUAGAAAAACAAAAUGAUUACCUCAAAGAGAAAAUUCCAAUUAAUUGCGAUGCUUGUCGUUUGUUUGAUAAUCGCUGUGAGUGCAGGAAAGAAUGAUGAUGAUGAGAAACCGGCAUGGGCAAAGAAGAAAAUCACAGACUAUUCAGAUGCGGAUAUGGAACGAUUGUUGGAUCAAUGGAACGAAGACGAUGAUGAUGGUGAUCCAGAUGAUGAUGUGCCCGAACACUUGCGACCAGCACCACAAAUCGACUUAUCCAAUAUGGACUCAAGUAAUCCCGAGAAUUUGCUGAAAGCAUCGAAAAAAGGCAGAACAGUCAUGACAUUUGUAACUGUAUCGGGAGGUCCAAGCCGACUUGAGGCCGAAGAAAUCACAAAAGUAUGGCAAACUAGCCUUUGGAAUGCAAACAUUCAAGCUGAAAAGUAUAUGAUUGAUGAUAAUCGAGCGAUAUUUAUGUUCAAAGAUGGCAGUCAAGCAUGGGAAGCCAAAGAUUAUCUCGUUGGUCAAGAGCGAUGCGAAAGCGUAUCGGUGGAAAACAAAGUAUACCCGGGAAAAGGAAGUCCCGACGGGGGAAAAGAUGAACUCUAAAGAAACCAAUUUUCAUUAUUUGAUAGAGAAAGUUUCUGUUAUUUUCAAAUCAACCAUCUGCAGCUGAAUGUCUUCGAACAAAUCAUAAAAUUAUUACAAAUAACAACUGUAUAGCACAAAUUGCAUUUAUAAGAAAAAAAAAGAUCUUUUGUUAAAUAAAUAAUUGUAAAAAAUGAA